Messenger RNA from Laetiporus sulphureus 93-53, 1089 nucleotides. RefSeq lists its product as uncharacterized. Gene Ontology annotation, molecular function: protein binding. The transcript is spliced from 2 exons. NCBI's taxonomy places the organism in Eukaryota, Fungi, Basidiomycota, Agaricomycetes, Polyporales, Laetiporaceae. The coding region runs from base 1 to 1089 and encodes 362 amino acids. The record is from RefSeq and is a predicted model, not a curated record.
AUGGUUUCUGCGCAGCAUGCUUCAUGGAAACUAGAAGAACUGACUCGCUCUGACUUCUGGUUCUCGGAUGGAAAUAUCGUACUCGUGGCUCACCAUGCCGCAUUCAAAGUACAUCGAGGACAGCUCGAACGUCACUCGGAUAUGUUCAAGGAUCUGUUCUCGAUCCCGCAACCACAGCAUCAGGACACCAUUGACGGAUGCCCGUGGGUCGAGCUGCACGAUUCUCCAUCUGAUGUCUUGCAUCUAUUGGGUGCCUUGUAUGACGGACUCUACUUUACCAACUGCGCCGCAAGAAACUUCGCAGCCCUCGCAGGGGUACUCCGGUUAUCUACGAAGUAUCUCAUCGAGCACCUUCGCCUGCGUUGUCUAGCACGUCUUCAUGCCGAGUGGCCAUCAACGCUUCUUGACUGGGACGUGCGAGAAAGGCAAGCCACUGACGCGGCCGGGCGAUACACUCCCCGCGAUCACUUCACGCAUCCAAUCCUCGUGAUACGGCUUGCGCGCGAACUUGAUCUUGACGAGCUGCUUCCAUCUGCUAUGUACGAUCUAUCUCGCUAUGGUCCGCGCAAGAUCGUCUCUGGUACUAUUGUCCACCCACCAGCGUUGCCAUCAUCCGCCCCUCACCACAAUUCCCCGGAUGUUGACGGAGAUGGGUCCGAACGUAUCUGCCUCGCAAGGGACGAUCUGCACACCAUCUUCCUCGGACGCGAAGCUGGCCAGCGCUAUCUCGCCAGCUUCAUCGACAAGGAGCUCAGCAACCGGCAAGUCUCCGCCAACUGCGCACACAAAAGCCAAGACAAUGCACGCGCGUGCCGCGAGUCAUUCUACUUCAUCAUGCUGAAUCUCCUGCGCUCGGUCGGCGGCAUCGCGUGCGGCCGCGAUGCGGACCCGCUUUUCACGUUCAUGCAGGCCGUCGCGAUGCUCUCUCGCACGGACUUCUCGGAUGGCGUCAAGCAAUGCGGGCUGAAGCUGUGCGCAUCCUGCAAGACGGACUUCGGACAGUCUGUUGCGAAGGCACGAGAAGACGUCUGGUCCCUCAUACCUCAGUGGUUUGGGUUAACGACUUCACCGCAUCCUGCUGAUUUGUAG